UGAUUGGCUUCAACCUGUCCACAACAGGGCAAGCAGCUUUGUAAAAGACGCCAAUGGUUACGAUUGCGCUGCUUUUGGCGGCUGUGACGACUGCUGUAUCUUCGACAGCUACAUCUCCAUUCAACUGGCAACCGUGCGCAGACUCGCACGACGUUCGCGCCCAGUGUGGAUGGCUGACGGUACCCCUGGACCACCUCGACCCCGCCAACCCCGCGACCAUCGACAUUGCCGUGCGGUUGUAUCGGACUUCUGGUCAUAGCAAGGGCACGAUUGUGCUCAACCCUGGCGGGCCAGGAGGCUCGGGGCUGUCUUUGGCCCAGCCGACGUUCGCCACCCUCACGGGCGGCGAGCACGACUUGCUAGGGUUCGACCCUCGCGGCGUUGGGCUGUCCAGACCAGUCAUGUGCACACAGUCCAGCUACACUGGCAUUGCCGAAGCCAACGAACGUAGCCAGAAACCCAUUCCAUUCGAGCGUGGCAGCAGCGAAACGUCCUUUGAGAGGUACCUGCUGAGCUACGAGCUGCUGGCCAAGCGAUGCCACAAGUACGACGGUCGCGAGUACCUACCGUACCUUUCGACGGCAUUUGUGGCUCGGGACAUGGACCUCAUUCGCGCUGCGUUGGGCGAACAAGUGUUUAAUUUCUAUGGCAUUUCGUAUGGCACGUUCUUGGGGCUCACGUAUGUCAACAUGUUUCCCCAUCGGGUGGGGCGCGUAGUGAUUGACUCGGUAUUGGACCCCGCUUUGUACUUGGGCCCGACGCCCGAGCUCAUGUCGACGUCGUUGGCAGACACGGAAAAGCCCUUUGAAGGAUUCUGCGCCUACUGCGAGGAGGCGGGUCCGGCGCACUGCCCCCUCGCGGACACCGCGCCCCCCCUUCGGCCGUACUUGGCUUCUCGCCUUCGUUCAUUCUUUGACCAACUGAGCGACCAUCCGAUGGUUGUCCCUGCCGGCGACGACUGGACCGUCGUGACCAGCAAAGCCCUGCGCGAAACAAUGUUCAAUUUGAUCAUCUCUCCGUCGAGAUGGCCUCAACUGGCCACUUUGCUCCACUCGUACAUGAACGGCACGGCGUCGACACCAGCGCGUGCCACGUCAUGUACGUCCGACAAGGCCGUGUAUGACGCUGGAAGUACCGCGUGGGUCGUGUACGUGGCGAACGAAGCCGACAAUUCACACACUUUUGCGUCGAGUUGGGAGGAUCAUUUGAAGAAAAGCCAGCAAGUGAGCCCCCUCUUUGGUGGGUCCUGGUACGUCCCGGCGCUACCCGUCAAGUACUGGCGCACCAAAGUCGUCGAGCGGUACGCCGGGCCCUGGAACACCCCCCUGCGCGCCCCCGUGCUGAUUCUAAACAACGAAUUCGACCCCGAAACCCCCCUGUCGUCGGCUCAGGCUGUGGCAGCGUCUAUGGGCCCCACUAAUGGCGUGCUCGUAACCAGAGACGGAUAUGGCCACUUCACGGCUGGCCACCCCAGUCGCUGCCUCCAUCAGAUCGUGACGCAGUUCUUUCACAAUGGCAGCCUCCCCCCACCCAACACCAACUGCCCUGUGGACGGCAACCCCUUCGUACUCCUGGACCGUGCCUUCCAUCAUGCCAAGCAAGCCAUGGAAGUGUUGGCGGACGCCCGAGCGGCUACGCCGUCGCCCCAUCAAGCGACCUACGACGCCCCCAUGACCGAAGAAACGACGACGACGUGGACCCACUGGAUAGGACGGUUGGUAUGGAGUGUGGUGAGAUGGAUCGUGUUGUAAACAAGGUUAUAAUGGGACCCUUUGUUGAUCAGCCGAACUUUCGAUGAUCGGCCGAGCAGGAGGACUGUAACGUUACCCAAUAGAAAUACAGA
Molecule: messenger RNA, 1843 nt
Organism: Aphanomyces astaci
Lineage: Eukaryota; Oomycota; Saprolegniomycetes; Saprolegniales; Verrucalvaceae
Exons: 2
Coding region: 54-1751 (565 amino acids)
Source: RefSeq, a predicted model, not a curated record